This is a messenger RNA of Acomys russatus (golden spiny mouse), 288 nucleotides long. Its product is annotated as MICOS complex subunit MIC13-like. Gene Ontology annotation, biological process: cristae formation. The transcript has a single exon. Gene Ontology annotation, cellular component: mitochondrial crista junction; MICOS complex. The coding region runs from base 1 to 288 and encodes 95 amino acids. The record is from RefSeq and is a predicted model, not a curated record. NCBI's taxonomy places the organism in Eukaryota, Metazoa, Chordata, Mammalia, Rodentia, Muridae.
AUGAGGUUCCUCAUCAAGGGAAGUGUCGUGGGAGGUGCAGUGUAUCUUGUUUAUGACCAGGAGCUGUUGGGGCUUAGUUACAAGAGUGAGGUGGCCAUGUGGAAGGCUGAGGGGGUGGUGUUACCAGCAGUGUACCAGUUCAGCCAGUACCUGUGCCAGCAGUCGGGUCUGGAGAUGCUACAGCUCCCAGCCCCUCCCAAGAUUAACUUUCUGAACUGCUGUGACUCCCAGAAUGUAGGCAUUAUCUCAGUCACGGCAGCUUUGUCCAUGGUACCCUCCAAGGCCUGA